This is a messenger RNA of Sinocyclocheilus anshuiensis, 1896 nucleotides long. RefSeq names its product gastrula zinc finger protein XlCGF8.2DB-like. Bases 1 to 633 code for a protein of 210 amino acids. Lineage: Eukaryota; Metazoa; Chordata; Actinopteri; Cypriniformes; Cyprinidae. Gene Ontology annotation, biological process: regulation of transcription by RNA polymerase II; embryo development. The record is from RefSeq and is a predicted model, not a curated record. The transcript is spliced from 2 exons. Gene Ontology annotation, molecular function: RNA polymerase II transcription regulatory region sequence-specific DNA binding; DNA-binding transcription factor activity, RNA polymerase II-specific. Gene Ontology annotation, cellular component: nucleus.
AUGAGAGUUCACACUGCAGAGAGACCUUUCACUUGCGCUCAGUGUGGAAAGAGUUUUGCUGAAAAACAAAACAUGAAAGUCCACAUGAGAGUUCACACUGGAGAGAAGCCUUUCACUUGCACUCAGUGUGGACACAGUUUUACAUGUAAUCAAAGCCUUAAAGCCCACAUGAGAAUUCACACCGGAGAGAAGCCUUUCACCUGCCCUCAAUGUGGAAGGAAUUUUACUAAAAAACACAACAUGAAAGUCCACAUGAGAGUUCACACUGCAGAGAGACCUUUCACUUGCACUCAGUGUGGGGACAGUUUUAUAAGUAAAGAAAGCCUUAAUUCCCAUAUGAGAAUUCACACCGGAGAGAAGCCUUUCAUCUGCCCUCAUUGUGGAAGGAGUUUUGCUGAAAAACAAAACAUGAAAGUCCACAUGAGAGUUCACACUGGAGAGAAGCCUUUCACUUGCACUCAGUGUGGGGACAGUUUUACAUGUAAUCAAAGCCUUAAAGCCCACAUGAGAAUUCACACCAGAGAGAAGCCUUUCACCUGCCCUCAUUGUGGAAGGAGUUUUGCUAAAAAACACAACAUGAAAGUCCACACGAGAGUUCACACUGGAGAGAGACCUUACAUGUCGUCUUUGUGAUAGGUGAAACUCUCCUCACACCAAAGGCCUGAAACAUAAUUUGCAAACUCAUUCUUGAAAGCAACUGCAGUGUUCCUCAGUGUAGUAAGAGGGUUAUAAGAUAAAGCGUUUUUUUUUUGUUGUUAAAUAUAUUUCUGUUGUUACUGGUAAUGAAAUCCCUUAUUUUCAUCUUUACAAUAAUACAUACCAACAUUGUGUAGUGUGAAACUUUAAUUAGAAUAGUGGCAGCAGCUUUUCACAUCCUGCAUAGUUACAAGUUAACAUGGGCAUCAGUUAAACUGGCAAAACUUUAACCUCUGGAAGACCAACUCACAACCACUGGCAGAGCCAGACAUUGACAUCUCAUUUCACCUCUUUUUGAAAUAUCUUUUUUUUUUAUCCCAGGGUGGAAAUCCCAUAAGCAAUUUCACUUGACGAAUCAGAAUCAGAAUGAGCUUUAUUGGCAGACACCAUCAACGGAGACAGAAUGGCGGACAAUAGCCCAGGACUUUGAAAGGAAAUGGCAGUUUCCACAUUGCCUUGGGGCACUUGAUGGCAAGCACCUUCACAUACAGCCUCCAAAAAAAAGUGGCAGUCUUUACCACAAUUACAAGGGCAGGUUCUCUGUAAUAAUGAUGGCUGCAGUAGAUGCGAACUACAAGUUCAUCUAUGCAAGUGUGGGUAGCCAAGGUAGGGUUUCAGAUGCUGGACUGUUUGCACACUCUGACUUGCGCAAAGCAAUGGACCAGGGCCUACUGAACUUUCCUCCACCUGAGCCUUUGCCCAGCUCUGACAUGAUGCCCUACAUGUUUGUGGGUGAUGAGGCAUAUCCCUUAAGGCUUAAGGCAUGACCUCAUGAAGCCUUAUCCAUUCAGGCAGAUGGAGCACAGUCAAAGAGUCCUGAACUACCGUCUCUCUAGGGCACGAUGAGUGGUAGAGAAUGCAUUUGGCAUUCUUGCCAACAGGUUGAGCGUUUUCAGGUCGACCAUAUGCUUGGAGCCAGACAAGGUGGUGAAGAUAACAAUGGCCUCCCUGUGCAUCCACAACUUCCUCUGUGAGCGCAGGUCAGAGGCAUAUACACCUCCAGUCUUUACAGACUGGGAGAAUGCUGACCACAACAUGGUUGAUGGAGUCUGGAGGAAUCAUGGGAUGGGGGCUUUUCUGCCGGUGGAGCAUAGAACACACCGCAAUGCAACUAUACCAGCAAAAAUGCAACGAAAAACUAUUUUGUCUCACCGGCAGGUAGCAUUCCUUGGCAAGAGCAACACGCUUAGAAAAGUAAAA